Molecule: messenger RNA, 1074 nt
Organism: Gracilinanus agilis (Agile Gracile Mouse Opossum)
Lineage: Eukaryota; Metazoa; Chordata; Mammalia; Didelphimorphia; Didelphidae
Gene: MTIF3
Product: mitochondrial translational initiation factor 3
Exons: 5
Coding region: 235-1074 (279 amino acids)
Biological process (GO): mitochondrial translational initiation; ribosome disassembly
Cellular component (GO): mitochondrion
Molecular function (GO): translation initiation factor activity; ribosome binding
Source: RefSeq, a predicted model, not a curated record
UCCGGCGCUGCCGCUGGUUUUUCCGCAAACUCAAGUCUGAUUCAGAUCAAACACUUGAUCCAUUAGCAUUUCCACCCUGCUCUCCAGUAUUAAUGGAAAGUGUCAAAGCCUCUGGCCAUUUGCCAGCUCCAGUCAUUAGGAAGGAGCCAAGACCCAUGGCAUUUCUGUGGCCACUCAUCUCUCCAGCCCUGCUCUCUGACCAGUUGAGGAAUAGAAGUCAGUACAAAAUAAAGAAUGAUAGCUCUUAUGAGGAAGUUCAUACAUCAGGCUGUGAAAACUGGAAUGAACUGUGAUGAUAGAUAUUUUAGUACAAAGAUUGUGCAAAAGACAGCAUUAGCACAGUUUGGGGCUAUCACUGUUUCCAAAAGAUUGCCACUGCCAGCAUAUGCUAAAGCACAUAGUACUGUUGAAAACACAGAAGACAAAAUGGACAAGAAAAAACUGUCAAAACCAACUUUUGGCAAUGUUGGGAGAAAAAUUCAUCAUCGAAUUCUUCAAGUACUUGAUGGUAAUGGGAACAGUUUGGGAACUAUGCAUCGAGCUAACGUGAUUCGUCUAAUGGAGGAACAAAACCUGAGACUUGUUUUACGGAAAGCCAAUGCAGAUCCUCCAGUGUACCAGUUAAUGACAGGAAGCCAGAUUCAUGAAGAACAGCUUCAACUAAGAGAGAAAGAAAAGGCUCAAUCGAAAACUGGACCUCCUCAGUUAAAGGAAUUAAUCUUUUCUUCAAAUAUUGCACAACAUGAUUUGAACACCAAAAUCAAACAAAUAAAACAAUGGAUUGAAAAAAAAUAUAAAGUCCAAAUUACGGUAAAGAAAGACAAAACAGCAGACCCAGAAGAUAAUAUGGAGGAGCUCUUUAAUAAAAUUCUCAAGACCAUGCCUGAACUAGCUACUUUCACAUCCAACCCCAAAACCACAAAAGGUGGAAAAGCUGCAACCUGUGUUUUUCGCCACUUGAGCAAAAAGGAAAUGGCUGAAUAUAAGAAGACUAAAGAAGAGACUGAAAAAAACAGAGAUACUCUCAAUAAGGAAAAUAGUGAUAUUACAGAAUCAAAUAUUCUGCAGCAGUGA